AUGGCAACAGAAGCCGAUGAUAACAAUAAGUAUCUAGAAUCAGCUCGAGAUUAUACUACAGUAUUGGUCGGUCCCUCACAUAUGCCCCCCAACCGUGAGCCACAGGUAGAGACCUCUCCCCUGCGGCUUCGCCACCACUAUUUCUACAUUAUCUUCUGGAUUCUGCUUGCGUCGCUACUCCUCUACCUGCCCGGCGGCCUCUCCUACAUCGAUGCACUGCUCCUCGCGUCCGGCGCCGCCACGCAGAGCGGGCUCAACCCCGUCGACCUCAACCGGCUGCAUCUACUGCAGCAGAUCACACUAUGGAUCGUUCCGAUGGCGACAAACGUGGUGUUCAUGCAUUCGCUUUUGGUCCUGAUCCGGCUGUACUGGUUUCGACGGAGGUUCCGACGCGCCAUCCGCGACGCCAAAGCCCUGUGCCAUGCGGAGCGUGGUCGCUGGAAUCAACAUCUGUUGGAUUCGGAGUCUCCGACGCUGGUCGGGCUGACGAGAACCGUUCCGGAGCCUGAGCCCAGGACUAGCCAGGAGAGUGCGGUACUCAGCGAACCUGAAGAUCAGGAGAGACACCUCCUAACGAGCAGUCCGGAAUCUAAGCCCGCGAACGGCUCCUCCGGCCCGCACAUCACCUUCGACGACACGGACCGCGACUACGAAUUGAAGAAGAACAGAAGACAUACGUACUCGUCCUAUCCCGUUAACGGCAAUCGCCGCGCGUCGAUUUCCAGCACGCGGACGAGAAACUCGCAUGACAUUUACGGCAGCACGAUGCCGAAUCUGCCGCCGCUCAUGUGGCAGUCGUCCAUUGCCAGCUAUUCGCAGUGGAACGAGGCGCAGAAGGAGGAGCUCGGUGGGAUUGAGUACCGGGCUCUCAAAACACUGAUGGUCAUUCUGGUGUCAUAUUUCCUGGUUUUUCAUAUCGUGGGCAUGCUGGUGUUCAUGCUCUGGAUCUCGCUGAGCCCGCAGUAUGACUCGACCCUCGCCGAGAUCAAGGUGAACAAGUUCUGGUGGGCGACCUUUACAUCGGGGUCGGCGUUCAACGACCUGGGAUACACUUUGUCGCCCGAUUCGAUGGCCUCGUUCCGGUACGCGUCCUUCCCGCUCCUGACCAUGGCCUUUUUGAUCGUCAUGGGCAACACCGGAUUCCCCUGUAUGCUGCGAUUGAUCAUCUGGGCACUGUCCAAAAUGACGUCCUACGGGACGCCGUUGGACGAGGAACUCCACUACCUCCUGGAACAUCCUCGACGCUGCUUCACGCUACUCUUCCCACGCGCCGACACAUGGCGACUGGCGGCUGUUCUCCUCCUGCUGAACGCGAUUGACCUCGUUAUCUUCUACGCACUCCAAGAGGCCGCACGGUUAGAUCCCGGCAUGUCCGCGGGCGCGAAAUUCGUCAACGGCCUGUUCCAAAUCGCCUCGACCCGCACUGCGGGCUUCACCAUCACCUGGCUGAGCAGGCUCCAUCCAGCGAUACAAGUCUCCUUCCUGGUGAUGAUGUACAUCUCGGCCUUUCCUAUCGCCAUCGUUAUGCGCAAGACGAACGUGUACGAGGAAAAGAGCCUGGGGAUCUACUACGACGACACGCCGAUGCCGCACGCGCAACAGGGGCUGAUGUCGCAUAUCCAGCGCCAACUGGGGUUCGAUCUGUGGUACGUAAUGCUGGGCUUCUUUCUCAUUGCUGUUGCCGAGGGCAAGCGGCUACAGGAGCAUCCCAAUGACCGGGCAUUUUCACUGUUUCCAAUUCUGUUUGAGAUGGUCUCUGGAUACGGCACUGUCGGGCUCUCGCUGGGAUACCCGGGGACGGACACGAGUCUCUGCGCGCAGUUCAGCUGGGUGUCGAAGUUGAUCAUUAUUGCGAUGGAGGUGCGUGGUCGACACCGUGGCCUGCCACACGCGCUGGACCAUGCGAUUCUGCUUCCCUGCGAGCAGCAGGAAGAUGCGCAGGGCGAGUGGUGGUGGAAGCGGUGGUUGAAGAGACGGACGUCGAUCAGUCAUCUGUUCUCGCAUGAGGCGGAUGAACUGGAGAGACUUCUUUAG
Aspergillus terreus NIH2624 is the source of this 2034-nucleotide messenger RNA. RefSeq lists its product as uncharacterized. The record is from RefSeq and is a predicted model, not a curated record. Lineage: Eukaryota; Fungi; Ascomycota; Eurotiomycetes; Eurotiales; Aspergillaceae. Gene Ontology annotation, molecular function: high-affinity potassium ion transmembrane transporter activity. The coding region runs from base 1 to 2034 and encodes 677 amino acids. The transcript has 3 exons. Gene Ontology annotation, cellular component: plasma membrane. Gene Ontology annotation, biological process: potassium ion import across plasma membrane; intracellular potassium ion homeostasis.